Messenger RNA from Amphibalanus amphitrite, 2731 nucleotides. RefSeq names its product TIMELESS-interacting protein-like. Gene Ontology annotation, biological process: DNA damage response; replication fork arrest; replication fork processing. NCBI's taxonomy places the organism in Eukaryota, Metazoa, Arthropoda, Thecostraca, Balanomorpha, Balanidae. The record is from RefSeq and is a predicted model, not a curated record. The transcript has 5 exons. Gene Ontology annotation, molecular function: DNA binding. Bases 161 to 1768 code for a protein of 535 amino acids. Gene Ontology annotation, cellular component: nucleus; replication fork protection complex.
AGCAGCUGAUUGGGAUGGGCGGGGCCUAUUUUUAUCCAGGCGAUAGAGAGAGCCCUACUAUACACUUUGGAAAUUUGUCAGUGAUUAUAAUUGAAAAAAACGCGAGUAUUUUGGCAAACCGGUAAGAAACACCAAUUUAUAUUUUCAUCUAAGUAUAACAAUGGAUGUUGACAUUGAUGACCUGUUUGACACUGAACCAGUGAGGGAUGGGCCUACAGAGGAACAUGCAGAACCACUGUUUUCUGAUGAUGAUGGCAAUGAUGAAGCCAAUAAUGCUGAGGGUGAAAAUCAAGAUGAUGCUCAAAAGCAAACUGAUGAAGCCAAUGCGGCGGACCCCAAGCCGAAGAAGAAGCGCGUCUCUCGGCCUCAGCCGAAGCUGAACGCCGACCGUCUGUGCGGCCCGCGCGGCAUCGGCAUCAUGGAGCAGACCUUCUCGGACCUGGCGUUCGCCGGCCGCGGCCACGAGCGGCGCGACCUCGCUCUGCUCAUGGGCCGCAUGCAGCACUGGGCGCAUCGGCUCUUCCCCAGGAGGCCGUUCGACCAGACCAUAGAGCAGAUAGAGAAGCUGGGCAAGGGCAGGCAGGUCAAGGUGAACGUGAGGAAGCUGCGGAUGGGUCUGAACGUGCUGCCGACGGAGGUGGACGGCGAGCGGGACGCGACCGAGCGCGGCGAGCCUGAGCGAGACGUGUUCGACGAGCUGAUCGGCGGCUCGCCGCCCGGCUCCCCGGCGCCGCCGCGCUCCCCGGCGCCGGCCGAGCGGCCGCCCUCGCCGCAGUCACAGCAGCACAUCGCCGCGAGCUCGCUGACUGAGGAGCAGAAGGAGAGGAUGCGGAAGAACCGGGAGGCGGCUCAGCUGCGCCGUAUGCGCGCCCAGUUCAGCCGCCAGCAGCAGUCUGAGCAGUCUGAGCAGUCUGAGCAGCAGUCUGAGCCGCAGUCUGAGCCGCAGUCUGAGUGGCAGACCCCGCCCCGGCCCGGCCGGCACUCGGCGCCGACCUCCCCCCAGUCGGCCUCCCCGCAGCGGUCGCAGCCGGUCGGCGGCCGCUCUCCGCCGGCCGGUGGGACCCUCAGUGACGGCCGGUCCUCCUCUCCGUCCGGGGCAGACGGCUCCGACUCGGGUGACUCCGAGGCCGGCCUGGUACCGCGGCUCGGGGCGCUACACCAGAUGUCUGAGACGGCGCCGGCCGGCGGUGGGGACGGCUCAGACCCGGCAGACUCCGAGACCGGCCUGGUGCCGCGGCUGGGGGCGCUCCACCAGAUGUCGGAGACGGCGCCGGCCGGCGCAGACACAGCGGUCAGUGAGGAGGCCCGGACGGAGGAGGAACGGACGCGCGCCGACCGCCUGGGACACCUGCAUCAGAUGUCCGAGUCGAUGGCCGUACCGGCGGAUGGUGGAGCGGACGCUGAGAUGACCGCCGCGGACACUGAGAUGGCCGCCGUGGACACUGAGAUGACCGCUCUGGACACUGAGAGGACCCCCGCGGACACUGAGAUGACGGCCGUACCUGGGGAGACCGAGACGGAGACCGUCACGGCGGCGCCAGACCGGCGCCGGAUGGACGCCAUCGUCAUAGCUGACGACUCAGAUUCAGACGUCAUCGCUGACGGUCCGCGGACAGGCGUCAUCGCUGUCGAGCCAGAGACGGACGCCAUCGUCAUCGCUGACGAUUCAGAGGCAGAUGCCAUCGCUGACGGUCCGCGGGCAGACGUCAUCGUCAUCGCCGACGAUACAGACGACGAAGACGCGGUGCUGAUGUCCGAUGAGCGGUGAAUGGUGAAUGAGGAUCGACAUGCGGUUCAAGUCUAGCAUCUCGACUGGGUGGGCGCCGCUGCUUCUGGUGUGAGAUUCAGACGGCGGCAGACAGACGGCGGGUUCAGUGUACGGACUGGACGGCGGGUUCAGUGUACAGACUGGACGCCGGGUUCAGUGUGCGGGCAGACGCCGGGUUCAGUGUACAGACUGGACGGCGGGUUCAGAGUACAGACUGGACGCCGGGUUCAGUGUACAGACUGGACGGCGGGUUCAGUGUACAGGCGGACGGCGGGUUCAGAGUACAGACUGGACGUCGGGUUCAGUGUACAGGCGGACACUCAGAGAGCCGAGCCCUGCCUCCCGACCUGACGCAGCGGUGGCAGGGUGAAACGGUACCGGUAAUCUGACGCGCUCGCCUAACCCAGUGGAACGUGUCCCUGUUUUUCGUCCGUAUCGAAUGGUCAGACUGAUUUGCUGGUGAUGCGACACCUACUCUAACGAUAUGCAGUGCUGACGCACGGUGGCGUGGCCUGAUCACCCGGCUGCCUGGCUGGCUCGCUGAAGCGGCUCCGCCACGGAGGUACCACAAACGGCGCCCCUUAGACGGCUGCUGCUGAGUCCGGCAGUGGUGUGCCGCAAUACGACUGUGUGCCGCCCGUCAGUCGGCUGCGGACCGCUGUUCCGUGAUCCGUCCUCCGCCGCCGAGUCGAUCUCCGUGGUUCCGCCCGGCGCCGUUGGUGCGAACUGAGCCCCGGGUGGUGUAAAGGGGCGACGUUUGCCGCUCUGUACGCACAGUAACUGCCGAGCGUAGUUUCAGUGUCUCCAGUGUCGCUGCCUGCCCUGGAUUUGUGAGUCACGGGUGCGCGGCAGCUGAUGACUGGCGCUGCUGUGUGCAAUGGAUCCACCUUGACGUGCGCCAGAGAAUCCUCAUCGCGCAAUUGUACGCUGAAAUGUAUAGAAAAUACUAGGUCAUUUUAUCAA